Molecule: messenger RNA, 729 nt
Organism: Letharia columbiana
Lineage: Eukaryota; Fungi; Ascomycota; Lecanoromycetes; Lecanorales; Parmeliaceae
Exons: 1
Coding region: 1-729 (242 amino acids)
Source: RefSeq, a predicted model, not a curated record
AUGGAGGAAUGCAAACGAUGUGUCAAGAACAGCAUUUCACCUCUUGCCACAAUUGCAGAACAUCCGCCCGCCAUCCUCUGCAAUUGGAACCUCGCUUUUCAAAAGCAUGCCGCGAACAUCCAUCUGCGGCUCCCCGACACCAAUAACUACGAUUUUCUCAAGGACUGCGAGGAGCCGCUGCAGCAGAUCGUACAGCACUUCACCAACCUUAGAACAUUACGACUCGAUUUUCUAGACGUAUCUACAGGCCAACAGUCCGCAUGGGACGUCGAUGAAUACUUGAUGCAUGAUCUCCUGUCUACUCCCCGAUCUACUAUCUGGAGCACCAUGAAGGAAUUCCAGGCCCCAGAUCGAUCUGCCGGAGCCUUGAAAGAAAUCGUCCUUACGGGCCUGCCUCAAAACGACUUAAGCUUGUAUGUCGUGAAGCAGUAUGCGCGAUUACUGGCUCCGAAUGGUAGAAUUUGCGUAGGAUGGGGAGUAAAGGGAAAGCGGUACGAAUUGCUUGGUGCACGGGGAGACGGUGAGGUGACUAAACGAGAGGAUUUGGAACUUCUAUGGAUGAGGGUGGAGGAAGUGGGGGAAUGGAUCGCAGGGGAGUGUUACAAGAAGGGCAGUAGGUGGUUGUGUACGAGGCAGAAGCCUGAGUCGAAAGCUUCAUGGUCUCAAUCCCCGCCCCUUCCAGAACCAGAGCAAGGUCAAGAGUCUAAGGCAUGGGACCAGGAGUUUUGA